GCUGCAGCUGUCGCUGCACUGUCUGCCGGGGCUUGGGCGCGCGCCGCGGAGCUCGCGGGGCGGACGGACGGGCGGGCGGGCGCCGCGCCCCCUGCCUGGCCGCCUGCGCGCCAGGGCCAGCACUAUGAGCAGCGGCUACAGCAGCCUGGAGGAGGACGCCGAGGACUUCUUCUUCACCGCCAGGACCUCCUUCUUCAGGAGGGCGCCCCAGGGCAAGUCCCGCGCCGGCCAGCAAGAUGUGGAGAAAGAGAAGGAGACUCACACUUACCUCAGCAAAGAGGAAAUCAAGGAGAAAGUUCACAAGUACAAUUUAGCUGUCACAGACAAGUUAAAGAUGACCUUGAAUUCAAAUGGGAUUUACACUGGCUUCAUUAAAGUGCAGAUGGAACUCUGCAAACCUCCGCAGACGUCUCCCAGUAGCAGUGGCUGUAUGAACACACUGCACAUCAGCAGCACGAACACUGUCGGGGAGGUCAUUGAGGCUCUGCUUAAGAAAUUUCUCGUGACAGAGAGUCCUGCCAAGUUUGCACUUUAUAAGCGCUGUCACAGGGAAGACCAAGUCUACGCCUGCAAGCUCUCAGACCAAGAGCAUCCUCUUUACCUGCGCUUGGUGGCAGGGCCCAGAACCGACACACUGAGCUUUGUUCUUCGAGAACAUGAAAUUGGAGAGAGUCAUUUUUCUCCAGCUGGCACCAGAUGACUCUAACAACACUUUGAAAGUUGACACUCUCCAUAUGUCUGCUACUAAGAAAAGUCUCCAGGCUAAUUUGGUUCUGAAGGGAAAUAAAAGGAAAUCUGAUCUUUUUACCACCAUUUAACUUUCUAGAGUCUUUGUGUUUUUUGUUUUUUUUCCUCUGUCAGAUGAUUAAAAAAUUAUGUUUACAUAUGCAUUGUUUGCCAUUUUCUCUCCUGGGAAGAUUGUAUUCAGGCCAGCUUCGUGGAAGAAAACAGCUCUUUGGAUUGUCCUUUAGAUCCAGUGUCAACUUUUUUUUUCCCCCAGUGUCAAUUUUAAAUGACACCUAAGCACAUCUCUCAGGCUAGGAGGUGGUGUGAAGUGAGAAUAGGGUUUUCAAGUUUAAAGUUAGAAACCAGGACUCCAACAGUCUGCAGGUGAGACAGGAGGAUUGCCUUGGGUUUGAACUACAGGGCCAGACCCCAUUUCAAAAAAAUAGAAAAGGAAAUAAAUCAGGGCUCUGCGUCUGGCUGGCUGUUAGCUUGGGAUCAUGACUGAGUGAGUCCUCUAACCUUCAGCCGUGUGUUUAAGAGCUGUAAAAAGUGGACUGACUGUGGCUUUUAGUUACCCAUGAGGAUGCACCUAAACCUGGUGAAUGGUAUGUCUACCUGUAUGUGAGAGUUCAGGGAAUCCUAGGAGACAGUUGGGAAGCUUUGUAAGAAAUUUGGGCUCCAAUUUGAGGAGAAGGUGGGGUACAGAAGUCUCACUGGGUUUUGAAGUUGGCAGCAUCCCCUCUGAGAACCCUGCACUGGCCGAGUUAGCCAGCCUUUUGCAGGUUUUAUUCCCUUGUACUGGACCUCUAGCAUUUCCCAUAAUGGGUGUGAUUACAGCAGCCUUGUGCGAGGAACUAGUUUUUGUUUUUUGGAUUGGGGACCAAACUCAGGCAGGCACAUAUGCCACUGAGCCACAUCCCUAGCCUGGACUAGUCUUGAAGUUAGCAUUUUGCUUUAGUGUUUGGGAGUGCUUUAUUGGCUCUUUGGGCUCUUGAUUCUUGCUUGGUUCCUGAAACCUAAAUGAGGGAGUAAACUUGCAUAGCUGCUAGGGCUGGGCUGGAAGCAGAAGGGUUUUUUGGUUUUUGGUAUUGGGACUUGAACUCAGGACCUUGCACUUGCCAGACAGGUCUUGUGCCGCUGAGCUAUACCCCUGGCCCAUGAAAAGGUGUUUUUUAAUGUCUGCAGCUUGAAACCCUUGUGAAAAUUUGUGACAGGAUUUCCUCAAGUAGAAAGUCAUGCUCUUGUCCGUGCUUCUCAUUUGCUGUAACAACCUGCUGCAGCUCGCCUCCGAGAAGCUCCUGUUGCUUGUUCCUCCCGCUGGUGUUUUCACUGUCCUCUUCAUGCAUUUUUAUCCGGCUGUCCGGAGUUUUUCUCCGCAUCACUGGACAGCCCUCCUGGCCUUGGCAGUGGCCCUCCCAGCCCCUGACUCUUGGGAGACUGGAGGAUGUCGGAUCCGCUCCUUGACCAAGUUGUAAAAGAUGAAUAGGUGCUGUUAGGGAAACAGAAUCACAAGCCUCAAGGGUGAGAGACAGGUCCCGAACAGCCACAGCCGCAGGGGAGGUGAGGCGCAGGGGAGGGCACUGCCAAAGACAGUCUUGGCCAUAACUGCGUGCGCGCCUCUCCUGCCCUCUCCCACCCUCUUUCCAUGCUGCGUAAUGGUGCGCAUGAAUGUCCUGGCUGAUGCUCUCAAGGGCAUCAACAAUGCUGAAAAGAGGCAAAUGCCAGGCCCUCAUUAGGCCGCGCUCCAAAGUCAUUGUCCAGUUUCUGUAAUGAUGAAGCAUGGUUACAUUGGUGAAUUUGAAAUAAUUGAUGAUCACAAGGCUGCGAAAAUUGUUGUCAACCUCACAGGCAGGUUAAACAGGUGUG
Octodon degus (degu) is the source of this 2592-nucleotide messenger RNA. RefSeq names its product Ras association domain family member 3 (gene Rassf3). Gene Ontology annotation, biological process: signal transduction. The transcript has 5 exons. Bases 125 to 700 code for a protein of 191 amino acids. Gene Ontology annotation, cellular component: cytoplasm. The record is from RefSeq and is a predicted model, not a curated record. Lineage: Eukaryota; Metazoa; Chordata; Mammalia; Rodentia; Octodontidae.